UCUCCAUUAAGUUUAGAGGAGGCUUGGAGUGAUGUCACUUCACUCCAGUGUGGGCAUUCAUUCCACUGGCUGUUUGUCUCUCCAAAGAUGCUGUUCACCAACACGCAGAAAAACACCGUUGCGCAGCGCGCGGUGACAAAAGAGGAGCGAAUCUACUCGCGUUGUGAUGUUUUCGGAACACCAUGAGCCGGUCGGAAUAUUUGCUGUUUGAGGAGAGCGUUCUGCGGGCUACAAUCCUGAGCGUUACGCACCACACAUCUCCAUGCGUUAAAGGAGCGCGGCCAGUCUUGUCUGGUUUUGGAAAGGAAGAGGGUGCGAAACGACCAACAUGACACGAAUGCGCAAAUCGGAGCCAGAAUGGAUACGACCCAGUUAAAUGUAUUGGCGGAAAACGUUUCCAACAAUGCCAACACCACGGACGCAUCGCUUGGCUUGCCGCACACGGUGGCAACCACUGCGCUCAUCAUCCUGGUGGUUACGGUGAUCAUCUCGGGGACCAUUGUUGGUAACGUGUUGGUGAUCGUGGCGGUGCUGACCAGCCGGGCUCUGCGUGCGCCCCAAAACCUUUUCCUGGUUUCUCUUGCAUCAGCGGACAUCCUAGUCGCCACACUGGUCAUCCCCUUCUCUCUCGCCAAUGAGAUCAUGGGCUACUGGUACUUUGGAAGUACUUGGUGCGCCUUCUAUCUGGCUCUGGACGUGUUGUUCUGCACCUCGUCCAUCGUGCACCUGUGCGCAAUCAGCCUGGACCGCUACUGGUCAGUGACUAAGGCGGUCAGCUACAACCUGAAGCGGACACCGAAGCGCAUCAAGUCCAUGAUCGCUGUAGUGUGGGUGAUAUCCGCGGUCAUCUCCUUCCCGCCUCUUCUCAUGACCAAACACGAUGAACGGGAGUGCCUGCUGAACGACGAGACCUGGUACAUCCUCUCCUCCUGCAUGGUGUCCUUCUUUGUUCCGGGUCUCAUCAUGAUUCUGGUGUACUGUAAGAUCUACAAGGUGGCCAAGCAGCGCUCCUCCACCGUGUUUGUGGCCAAGAACGGCCAGGAGAGGCAGCCGUCUCAGUCCGAGACGUGCUUCGUGAGGAAGGACCGGUUUGAGACGGAAAGCCCCAGUAGCCAGAGCUCGGGGAGCCGCCAUCAGAAUCAGAGGCAGGGGGAGCUGGAUGACAUUGACCUGGAGGAGAGUUGCUGUCCGACGGAUAACAAAAUGCGCAACCAUUGCUUCACCAAACGGAGAAAGGUCGAAGGGUCAGACUGCUGCCCGCCUCAGAACUGCCGUCUCUCCUGGGCUUCGUCGCGGGCGCUGCAGCUCUACCCGGAGCAGAGGAACCCCGCUGUGCGACAGCAACAACUGGCAGCGGCCAACAAGUCCAAAGUGAGCCAGAUGCGGGAGAAGCGUUUCACCUUCGUGUUGGCGGUGGUGAUGGGAGUGUUUGUGCUUUGCUGGUUUCCCUUCUUCUUUACUUACAGCCUGCACGCUAUCUGCAGAGACAGCUGCUACAUACCUGACGCACUUUUCAACCUUUUCUUUUGGAUCGGCUACUGCAACAGUUCUGUAAACCCCAUCAUUUACACCAUUUUUAACAGGGAUUUCAGGAAAUCCUUCAUGAAAAUCAUUUGCAGAACUUCUGAACGGACAUAAACACUGAUAUAUGUUGUUUUAUGCUGUGGUUGGCACUCAAUCUCCUUGACUAACAGCCCCCCCCCCCCCCGCCGCUCCAAAAUAAUUUACUUUGAACUAUUCUCAUGUUUAAAAAAGACGUGUGUUGUGUGCACAUCUAAAAUAUCUGUGAAUACAGUUCUAAAUUAAGCAAAAAAAGCAAACAUAUUAGUAUAUCAAUGUCGCUAUGGUCAGUAAUGUUAUAUAGAUUUAAUAUAUGUAAUUGUAUAAGAAGUCCUGCAAACAUGCACGUUUGAUCUUAAGAUGUCUGUAUUGCAUAAAUCACCACUGCUGCAAAAAAGCAAGAAAAAAACGACUUCAAGGCAAACUUGAAGUCAUGAUGAAGCUGCAUUCCACUGCUGGCGCCUGCAUCACGGUGUGUGUUUUGUGUAAAGAAAAAAAGGAGAUUAUUCUCCACCAUCCAUAAAUAAUAAGCAAGGGGAUGAGGAGGCAAGCAGGUAUGUUCAGUCAGUGUAUCUCACAGUGGAUCAAAAAUGAAAUAAAAUGCUACAGAUGAAAUUAUUUACAGUCCUCGUCUUAAAAUAGAAUGCAGCAUCGUAGAUAAAAGUGGCGCAACGGCAGGUUUUUCGAAUCGAUUUUUUUCUUGCUGCCGUUAAAGCUACAGAAAGACAGGCGAUACUGCCGGUGAACCCUCUAAACUUAUGUAAGAGUCUAAUCUCGCACCACCUCACGCCACAACAAUGUCUAAGCUGAGGCCUGCAUAUGCAAAACCUAUUGGACAAAUCUGUGGGUUUCAUUUUAACACCUCCACGUACCUCGGCAUUUCCUUGGUAAAUAUUUGAAACAGACACUUAUUUUUGGGUUGUGUAGUCCUGCAAAUUCUACUUUCAUUGUGCUUUAAAAUCACCUUUCCAGUCUCUUAUGAAUACAAUGUGACUGCUGGGAUGAGAAAAGUAGCCUUCAGUAGACUGGACUGACUGCUACAUGGACACAGGAUUGUAAAGCUGCUCACAUGAGAAACUUAAAAAAACAUCUCUAGAGAUAUUGUGGGAAGAGCUUGAUCUCCACCCAGCACGCCAUCUCCUUGGUGUAAUAAGAGACCUUACUGUAGUAUCUCGCCAAGUCUCAGGCUCCUCGGCCUCAUGUAGCUGUUAUAGAAAAAGUCCUAUAAAUCAUGGCCACCUCAAACUCUGCCUGCAUCGUACUGGAUGUAAAUUGGAUGUGAAAUGUUGUACAUAUGAUGAAACUUGCAAGUUCCUGCUCUUCUUUGGAAAAACAUUGCAUAGUUAGAAAAAAAAGUUGACUAGUUCCGUAUUAGCCUACUGUAUUCAUGGUGGGGGGGGGAUAAACUAUAUUUGUAUCCUCUGCGGCAUGUCUUCAAAGCAGCUCUACGGCUCAAUGGCGCCUCGCCAAAGAUAAUCACGCUGUUUGAAGGCUGUCAUGCUUGAAAGGAGUCCUUUUUUUAUAGCUGUAUCCAAGUCUUUCUUGUGAUGAGGUUGUUGUUAACAUAUUGUCGAGGGAAACCAGAGCGAAUGCGUUUGCAUAUUUCUUUUUUGACUCUGGACACAUGGCACGAUUCUAUUCAUGAGUAUUAAACAUUCUGAGACAAGUGCAGCAGGGGAGAGGCUUCAAAAUAAUGAAAUGUAUGGGCAUAGUCCUACUCACAGGUAGCAUUCAAAUGUUUGUUUGCUUUUCAACUUGAAGAGCUACUACUGGGGGGAAAGGUGUUAAUGAUGUUGGGAAUUGUGUAACUAUAUGUUGUUGUGUACGUAUACAACUUAAUUUCAAUAUAAACAACAGAGUUAUUGACCCAUGAGUACGCCUAUGUGAUUCUCUUUCUGAUUGAAAACCGAUUACUGUCCAACAAGGCUUGCAACUCCCUUGUUUAAUCUCACUUCCCAAUUAAAUUAUCCUUCUAAUCAACAUUACAUCACAAAUGAAGCACUGUGCUUUUAAUGAGCUGUCAGAUGACGAGUCCGAAUUGAGAGACCCACAUUCAAAGCGUCAUUGUCUGUUAUAUUUUGGUCAAUUGUAUCUAAAGAAAACCCAAAUGUUCACAGGUCCCUUACAAUCCUUCACUCUUCAUGAGAAAAAUGCUCUUCUAAUUGCAUCCGUUUCCAAGACCAAAAAAUGGUGUUGUUUGUUUUAUGGCUUGCCAGCUUCUCCUGGUGAGCCUUUUUUUAAAUCACAGACUGUAAACAGAGUUGGACACUAGUUCAGGAAGGGAAGCCGAGCUGAGGAGACCUUGAACCCUCCCAAAUCUGCUUAAUGAGAGCAGCAGACCAACUGGACACAAGCAAAACAUUGGCUGGUGUGGGAGAGUGAAGGGAACGCCUUUUUCAAGCCCUUUAAGGCGGAGGAAGAGUGGACGGUUCAGAGCCAGCUGCUUGGGCUUUUUAGGGUCAUCUGUGCGGGCAAAGCUAUUUAGAGUCACAGCAGUUGGAGGAAACGUGGUUCUAAAUGUUU
This is a messenger RNA of Pungitius pungitius (ninespine stickleback), 4083 nucleotides long. It is a transcript of the gene adra2db, whose product is annotated as adrenergic, alpha-2D-, receptor b. Gene Ontology annotation, cellular component: plasma membrane. The record is from RefSeq and is a predicted model, not a curated record. The transcript has a single exon. Lineage: Eukaryota; Metazoa; Chordata; Actinopteri; Perciformes; Gasterosteidae. Gene Ontology annotation, biological process: adenylate cyclase-activating adrenergic receptor signaling pathway. The coding region runs from base 358 to 1638 and encodes 426 amino acids. Gene Ontology annotation, molecular function: alpha2-adrenergic receptor activity; epinephrine binding.